AUGGACCUAACUCAUCUGAACUGUGCCGUGCAUACUCCAGACCUCUCUGCCCCGCCUUCUCACUCUAUCUCAAGAUGGUCCGAUACGGGAAUUUUAGGCCACCCAGCGUCAAUCAUCAUCCCGGAGACGGAAGAUGAUAUUCGAGCUGUGUUGGAAUAUGCUGGCAAGAACGGGCUAACUGUAUUUCCAGCCGGUGGUGGCCAUGGCUCGUUCAUCCCAAUAACUUCGAAGACAUUAUACCUUGAUAUGAAGAAAUUCGCCCAGGUUCAUGUUGAUAAAGAUUCUGCGACUGCCACCGUUGGAGGUGGUGCAAUCACGAAAAAACUGAUCCAGGAGUGUACCAGUCACGGAUUCUAUACAACCUGGGUUAAUAGCCAGGCAGUUGGGGUUGUUGGAAGUAUACUCGGUGGAGGAAAUCCGACAAUGGCCGGUUUACACGGAAUGAUGAUCGACAAUGUCCUUUCAGCUCGAUUGAUCACCGCUGGAGGGAAAACAUUGGAACUCAGCCCUUCCUCAAAAGGUGACGAACUUGCCUUAUUCCAGGCCCUCUGCGGUGCAGGAAACGGACUUGGCGUUAUAACCUCUUUGACAAUGAGGAUUUACCCAAUUUCUGAUCUUCAAUUGUCCCAUGAUGGAGUCUUCAUCCGCAGACUCAUCUUUCCCGCCCCAAUGAUCGAUCUCGCUGCUACAGCCUUCACCUCCUCCCCAUCUCUGGCCGCCGUGAUGAUAUGCGCUAGAGCUCCCUCGACUGCACCCAAGCCAGGGGCACCAAUGAUCAUUCUCACUGCGACAUACUACGGUCCUGCCAAGGAAGCCGAGCGAGCUACGUCGGUACUAUUUGACGAAGAAGUGGUUUCAAAGGCCAUCAAUGCGCAGACAGAAUUCACACCGGUAGCCCAACUCAAUGACGCCUCUGCUCCCUUCGACGCGCACGGAGGUUUCAAAAAUAUCCAGUCAACUUGGAUGAAGAUAACCAAUCCAGAGGCUAUCAAAAGCGCCUUUGAGAAAUGGCUCGAGUACACUACCAAGCACGAGGACGCGAAACGGACCGCCCUCGUCUUGAGUAGCUUUAAUACCAAGAGACAAAUGGAAAUUGGUGCAAGCCCUGAAGGACAUGCCAGGUACUUUGAUCAUCGUGAUAGAGGCCUGCUGGCUAUAAUCAUCACUUGGUUUGGGAGUGAAGAUACUGCUUCAGCUGCGGCUACUUUUGCCGAGGAGAUAAAGACGGUGUAUAAGGAACAUGACUCGUCAAGUACACCGAGGACUAUUCUCAACAAUAUUGGACCUACAACCCAGCUGAGCGAACUACAUACCGAAGAACGGAUCCGAGAAUUGAAGAGACUGGGUGGUAUUUGGGAUCCCUUGGGGUUAUUUUGGAAGCCGUGGAAUAGGGACUCGGAAUGA
This is a messenger RNA of Penicillium waksmanii, 1404 nucleotides long. Its product is annotated as FAD-binding oxidoreductase. The coding region runs from base 1 to 1404 and encodes 467 amino acids. Gene Ontology annotation, molecular function: oxidoreductase activity; FAD binding. The transcript is spliced from 3 exons. NCBI's taxonomy places the organism in Eukaryota, Fungi, Ascomycota, Eurotiomycetes, Eurotiales, Aspergillaceae. The record is from RefSeq and is a predicted model, not a curated record.